CCAAACCUUUCAGAGGCACAUGCAAUGACAGGGGUUCAUAAUAUCUCUUCAACAUGGUCUGGCCAAGGGAUCAAGCUGGCGAUUUUGGAUACCGGUGUGGAUUAUACGCAUCCUGCAUUAGGUGGUUGCUUUGGUAAUGGAUGCAGGAUUGCGCAUGGCUAUGACCUAGUAGGUGAUAAUUAUGGAGGU
Molecule: messenger RNA, 189 nt
Organism: Zychaea mexicana
Lineage: Eukaryota; Fungi; Mucoromycota; Mucoromycetes; Mucorales; Lichtheimiaceae
Exons: 2
Biological process (GO): proteolysis
Molecular function (GO): serine-type endopeptidase activity
Source: RefSeq, a predicted model, not a curated record